UUCUCCAGGGCUGAGGUCACCCUUUGUGUCAGUAGCAGUCUGUUCUUGUUCCUUUCAGUCCUGGCAAGAAAAAGCAGGAAUUCUAAAAAGCGGCAAUUAUCACUCCUGGUUCCUUUGUACAGCACCCCGUGAAUAAUUUAUUUGGAUUCGAGGGGCUGGAGACUGAAAAACAUAUUGGACCUCGCGGUAACCAGGUGGAUCUUGUGUUCAGAACUUGAAUGCAGCGGGAAAGAGAAAUGUGCCUUUGAAAUCAGAGAAGAUUUUGAGCACCUGAGAACACAGGUGGAAGUGCUGGAGCCGGGCAGACAGCAACCAGAAGGAGUAUUUUUAUAGCACAUAAAGGUCACCCUCGAGGUUCCCACGUGCAAAUCCUAUAUUCUUUGCAGCUGGGGUUUGAGAACAACUAGGUCUGGAGCUGGAAAACUCCGGGAGAGGUCGAGCCCAGGCACUUCCCAAGUGCCUCCUGCUGCACUCGAUACCUGGAUUAAACAAAGAAAAUUGUGUUUGCCAGGCGCGCUCGCUGAAGUCACAGGAUUCCCGUAUCAUGCAGCAGUCUGGAAUUUCUACAAAAACUCUUCAGAAGGGGUAUGCUGCCCGCCACGCGGAAACAGCCGUCCACCGGACUUUUCAGAUCAAAACGUUUAGUACAGAGUUGAAAAACCAUGUGAUGGUCAUGGAUUUUGUGAAGAGGAACUGGUUUCCCUCCCAGAGAAGAGCCAAAGUUUGUAUCAUCCAUAUGUAUCAAGGCCUGAAGACAGCUGAGCAGACAGCCAGCAGAUACGAGGGGACUCUGGCAUCUCAGAACACAAAAAUGAUUUCAUCCAUAGUCAUUUCACAGCUGAUUGAUGAGAAUAAAUCAAAAGAAAAUGGGGCCGAGUUGCCUGUGCCGUGUGCGUAUCCCAUGAAGCUAUCGCUGGCUAAUCGCAGCGGAGUCACUAUUAACAGGGCCUUCGAGUUCCUUCCCGGUAGACUAGGAAUUCAGACGCCGGCGGGGGAGCGAGGACCUGCGACAGAGCCGCCGCGCAAAGAGGAGAAGCCAUGCGGUGGCUCCCAGAAGGGAUUUGCUUCCAUCACCAUCACGGCCAGGCGCGUGGGGCCCCCUGCCAGCACCCUGGUGUGGGAGGCUGUCGGGGACCCGCUCUGCAUCAAGUGCAGGGCCCAGGAUGCUCUGCUUGGGGACCCCUCUGCUCUGGCUGGUGGUGCCGAUCCAAGUCGGCACCAUGGACCUUUCACCUGUACAGAAUUCUCCAGAAACAGCUCUGUGAUGGGGCUGAAGGUCCCUGAAGCCCACGCACGGCUGUGUGAGGGACACGAGUACUGGAUCACCAAUGUGGACAGCAGGGAGGACCAUUUUUCUCCAAGCACCCCACGGUCACAGGAGGGAAAGAGCCCGCUGGUGUUCAGCUCCUGUGUCCAUCUCAGAGUGUCUCAGCCGUGUCCAAAUUCCGUCUACUAUCUGGACAGGUCCCUGUCUGUCCCCAUUGAGCCACCUCGACUCGCUGGCCCUAAGAUGCACAGAUCCGUUCUGUCCCUCAACCUAAAUUGCAGUUCACACAGACUGACACCAGAUGGCGUAGAUGGCACAGCUAACGGAGAGCCAAUAAGCAGCGCCUUGAAGCUGGAGCUCACGGAGGGAAACCAGAACCUCCUAGGCCCUCGCUGGAACCUAGGUUUGCAAGAAAGUUUCUUGAAGGAAAACCCAUCGUUGGGGCGGGUACAUUUGGGGACCGCGGGAACCGGCAUGUGUCCUUGGAGAGGCUCUCCUUCACUGGAAAAUACAGCUGCGGGAAGUAACCAGGUCACUGUGAGAAAAGGGAAGGAGGACCACGCAGCUCGUUGUCACACCGGUGGUCAUGGUCACGCCAAGCAACUGUCCAUUCACAUUCCGGGCUGGAGCUACACGGCAGGAGAUUACACGUGCUGUGACUUGGUUGUUAAAAUAAAGGAAUGCAAGAAGAGUGAGCAGCCCACCACGCCCGAGCCCGAGCUAGCACCCACUGAGCCAGAAACCCCCCAGGGACCAGAGACCCACGACCUGCCGGAAGACUGUUCCAAGAGCCUGCAAAUGCCCACAAGCUCCUUGACCUUGCAGGAGGCCCUGGAAGUCCGCAAACCUCAGUUCAUUUCUCGCUCGCAAGAACGUCUGAAGAAGCUAGAACACAUGGUACAGCAGAGAAAAGCCCAGCAGAAGGAGAGCCUGGGCCAGAAGCAGAGUCUCCUUCCUGUCCGCGCCAAUAAGAAGCAGUUCACCGUUCCCCACCCUCUUAGCGAUAACUUGUUCAAACCGAAAGAAAGGUACAUUUCAGAGAAGGAGAUGCAUAUGCGAUCUAAAAGAAUCUAUAAUAACUUGCCGGAAGUUAGAAAGAAAAAAGAAGAACAAAAGAAAAGGGUGAUCUUACAGAGUAACAGACUCCGGGCCGAAGUCUUCAAAAAGCAAUUACUGGACCAGCUCCUUCAAAGGAAUGCAGUCUAACCACAGGCUGCCCUGCUGACCCUCUACCUGGACCUGGGACGACUUCAAACGCUGGAUAAGCCAUUAAACUUAGCAUUAUCUUCAUGACGUGAAAUACUUAUUUUACUUUUGAUUUUUUUUUUUUCAUAAAGGAAAGCAUAGCUUCCCGAAUUGCUGACCCAAACCGAGCAGAAACAAAAACCCUUGAGGAAAUGGAUCAUCAGACCGCAGUGGGGUAAUCAACUCAACUGAACCCACUCGAUACGGUCCCUUCAUUUUUUUUUUUACUUCUGAAUUUUAUCUUUUGCUUCUGGUUUUUCCCCCUACCAUUUCCACUCAGGCAGAAAGGUCUUCUGUGCUCAAGCGGGCUUAGAUCCCUGGGAGCUGGGGGUUUUUUUUUCAUCGAAUUUCUAGGACCUAAAAUACAUCACUUUCAAAAUACCAAUCUCAACUUCUGCCAGUUCUGCAAACUCCAAAUUUGGGAAUAUCACACAGUAUGUUUGCAACCUCUCUGGGUGUGUGUGUCAUGUAAUACUGAAGGCAAACUUUGGAACUAGGCGGGCGCUCUGCCAGGGGCUGGGGACAAGUGACCUGUUUCUUUGUGACCUGGGGUGAUCAGAGCAGCCCUCACUACUCCCACCCUACUCCCAGGACCUGCCUUCGUUUAGCAGAAGAGCCUAUUUCCAUGGAAGCCAUGAGGGCAGAAUUGGCUGAAAAAAGUUGUAGGUAACUUCAGUGUUUUCCGUAAACCGUCCAGCCCCCAGAAAGAGCUGUGUUGCUGAAAAUGGCCUGAUGGCUCCAACUCUAACGUUUGUUCCUCCAAACAAUUACAAUGUCCAUUAUUUAUAAAUGUGCAUUUGGGGAGUGAAGAGCAAUAGCUUUAUCAAAAAUGGAAAUAAAUGCAAUUAUUACAAAAAUUAAAGUAUUGCUCUUUUCCGUGUUCUGUGUUAUGAACCAAGCAGCCAGUACAGAUGGUGCUCAGAGAGAAAUGUCACCAAGGUCCAGUGGGGACCUCUGACCUGCGCCUGUGCCACCGCCUUCUGACCAUCACAGCCCCCAGGUCAGGGCCCUUGUUCUUCCCGAGGCCUGGGGAGAAGGUUUUCCCCAGAGAGCUGGCCUGAGAGGUGUCGGGAUGUUGUUGAGAGCAAGGUUAGGAUCCUGAGGUCCCCACAUCUCACCAGGAAUCUCCCCGGGAAUGAGAAGGCGGUUUAGGGGAUUAGGCAGGAGCCCUGGUGACACUUCUGUCCCUUUCCCUCCUCCCACGGCUGCAUACACCAUCCCCUCUUCCUGGAAUGCCUUUCCUCUGCGUAUCUGCUGGAAAACUAUUUGAAAGCUCAGCCUGAGUUCUCUCCUGUCGCGUCUCCUCUGCCCUGCCCUCGGUAUGGAUGGGCACUUCACUCUGGGUGCACGUGGCAUCAGAACCUGUGCCGUGUUGCCCAGCAAGAUGAUCUGACCACAUGCCAACUGUGAGUGGAGACUCCGGAUUCAUGUCCUGGCUGCACUGCGGCCUGCUCUGUGGCUGUAGGCAAGGGUAUCAGUCUGGACCCCUUCAGGAGAGCGGAACCUCACAGCGACAUGAACAGGGAAGUUUAAUGUACAUGGUUAUAAACCAUAAGAGAGGAUUGGAGCGAUGCGGGAUUGGCUACUGAGCAGUAAAGAGAACAGGUGGGAAUAGCAGUUAAAGGAGCAGGGCUGCCCUGAGGACAGGUACUCCCCGGGCUCCUGGGCCAAGAUCUAGAUAUUGUUGGAAACUGUCUCCUCGGAGGCACUCUGCUACAGCACCACCUGAGGGAGGUGCUGGCGUAGGCAGCUGGCCACCGAGUGCCGCCGGUAGCUUGACCUGCAGGAACCGCGUGGGUGGAUGGGGGGGUGCACGUUUGCAGGGACCUUGAGCCACUGUCCCUGGUGUGGGAACCGUGCCCUUCUCCUCCUGCAGUGUCUCCCCCGCUCCCUCUACUGGCAAAGCAUGGCAGUGUGCCAGCAGGUAGAGGGGAAACAUGGCAAGGGCCUGGAUCCAUUUUAACAGAGAAGGCAAAAAGGCUGCCUUUGGAGGUGUGGGAUGAUAAACUGACUGGUGUGGCCAGUUAUUUAACCUUGCCUCAGUUUGCUUAUCUAUCAAAUGGAGAUAGGUUUGUUAUAGGAAUGGAAUAAGUGUGAGCUGAGUGCUUAGAAGGGUACCUGGCCCAAAGCAAAUAGCCUGAGUGUGUCCUGUCAUAGGUACAUAGACGUGGAAGUAGAGUGUCCUGAUAAACCCUGAGCACAGAGCCAGCAGUUGUUCAUUCUCAUAACCCCUCAGCUUGGCACUGAGAAGGUGCACCAAAAAGACCGUUGAAUUUGUAGACGUUGCUACAGCAAAAAUCAGUCGUACAAACCGGACGCUUUGCAAAGUGUUGUCUCUCAAGCUCUUCUCACUCUUAGAGACAAUUUCAACAGCAUGGUUAGGCUUGCCCUUAAGCUUAAUUCGGCUUUUGUGAAGUUACUAGGCCUCUUCCGGAUUUUUUUUUUUCACCGAAUCUGAUAUUAGUUUAGGGCAGUCUUUCUUGGGUAGCUGUCCUGCCACACCUUUUUCUUAUUUUUCUUUAAUAUCUUCAGAGAGUUUCCAAAGCUUUCCCUAACCAAUAAUUUAAAUUCAGGGCCCACCACUUCUAGACAGUUCUGUGACACUUUCUAAAAAGUGGAUUUAUGUGAGCUAACAUCUGAAUAUCUCAGAAUGCCUCAACGGAGCCAGCUUUCAACAGUGUCCACGAAGGGCUUCCCCCUCUUUGCAGACCUGAUGCCAAGUGUUUAAAUCAAAAAGCCCACCUGAGAUUAAAUGCCACUGAAUAAUGUAUUUCUUAGGCCGGUCUUAGCUAAGGUGCCUGAAGUAAAUAGUGGGUAGGAAUCUACGCUGUCUGGCUUGAGCCAGGCUUCCCUCUGGACAGCCAGCUCAGGACAAGGCUGAACAUUAAAGUUUUGGUUUCCGCUCGACUGAUUUCUUCUCUAUUACUGUAGUUGUUGUUUUUUUUGUUUUUGAAUGCUGAUGAGUGAAUUUCAGGUAUCCAGCAUUUCUUUUCUGUUAUAAUGAGGUUGUAACAGAAAUAUAAUAAUGUUAUAAUAAAUAUGGAAGUAAAGGUUUGAAUCAUAAUAGCUGUCCCUCUAGUUCUGUCAGGAAUUGGUCACCCACGUGCUGGAUUCUCGUAUUAAAAUCAGCCUUCGGGAAAGACUAGGGUUUUGAAAUUCUAAGUAGAAUUUAUCAUUGUAACUUCAA
Globicephala melas (long-finned pilot whale) is the source of this 5699-nucleotide messenger RNA. It is a transcript of the gene C16H10orf90, whose product is annotated as chromosome 16 C10orf90 homolog. The record is from RefSeq and is a predicted model, not a curated record. Lineage: Eukaryota; Metazoa; Chordata; Mammalia; Artiodactyla; Delphinidae. Gene Ontology annotation, molecular function: microtubule binding.